AUGCUGGUCCAUCCCGAGAUGCCUGACCGCCCCGUGUGCCCCGCGUGGACCAGAGCCUCGGCCGCCUCCGCCGGGUCCCUCAUCCCACCGCCCAUCAACAGUCAGCAGCCUGGCGUGCCCACCAGCCUCCUCUACAGCGGCGCCAAGUUCCGCGGUCAGCAGAAGAACAAGGAGAAAUCGUACGACGUGGAGGUGGUGCUGCUGCACGUGGCUAUGGAGAACUCUUCCCUCUGUGGCUACUUGAAGAUCCAAGGCCUUACCGAGGAAUAUCCCACUCUUACUACCUUCUUUGAAGGGGAAAUAAUCAGCCCAAAGCAUCCAUUCCUAACCCGAAAGUGGGAAGCGAAUGAGGCUGUAGACCGGACACACUGGGGCAAGUUCCAGGCUUUUGAGCAGUACGCUGAAUCCUUUAACUCGGAAGACUUUGAUUAUGAAGAAGUGAAGAACGGGGAUUAUGUCUUCAUGAGGUGGAAGGAACAGUUCCUAGUGCCAGAUCACACCAUCCAAGACAUCGGGCCUGCUUCCUUUGCUGGCUUCUACUACAUCUGCUUCCAGAAAUCCGCAGGCUCUCUAGAGGGCUAUUACUUCUAUAGGAGAUCAGAAUGGUAUCAGGCCCUGAAUCUGACUCACGUUCCUGAACGCAGCGUCCCAAUCUUUGAAUUCCGGUGA
This is a messenger RNA of Dromiciops gliroides (monito del monte), 669 nucleotides long. Its product is annotated as glucose-induced degradation protein 4 homolog. The transcript has a single exon. Gene Ontology annotation, biological process: protein targeting to vacuole; proteasome-mediated ubiquitin-dependent protein catabolic process; negative regulation of gluconeogenesis. Lineage: Eukaryota; Metazoa; Chordata; Mammalia; Microbiotheria; Microbiotheriidae. The record is from RefSeq and is a predicted model, not a curated record. Bases 1 to 669 code for a protein of 222 amino acids. Gene Ontology annotation, cellular component: GID complex; extrinsic component of membrane.